AUGGACACAAACUGUAAAACUGAUUUAGUUGUCAACAACCUUAGUGAGGUUUUCAACAACUUCAUCAUAGGAGUCAAGGACAAACCAAUUGUUACAAUGAUAGAUGGGAUAAGAACAAAUCUGAUGGCUAGGUUUGAAGCAAAAAGAAUGGGCAUCCAGAAAGCAAAGUGGGAGAUAAUCCCAACAUAUGCAGAGAAACUUGAGUGGGAGAAAAAGAAUGCAAACAAUUGUAGGCCUACUACAAGGACUUCACCUGCAGAUGUUCCUGCAUCUAGCGGUACUGCACCUACAACUGCAGCUGCACCUGCUACAAGAACUUCUCCAAGAAUGGCAGCAAGAAGGGCUGCUACAGCACCUGCCUCUACGCCUGCUGCUUCUAUGCCACCUGGUGCUGCAGCUGCUUCUAUGCCACCUGGUGCUGCACCUGCUGCCAGACCAGCAAGAAGAUUCAAGCCUCCAAGGCCCUCCUCAAAUGCACUAGCAUCAUCAGCUCCUCCUCCUGCAGCUGCACCAACAUCAUCAGCCCCUCCUGAAGCUGCACCUACUGCCAGACCAGCAAGGAGAAAUGCAGGGAGGAUGCCAGCAAGAUUCAUGGAGAAUGCUGAAGUUGGGCAGAGUUCAAGGAGGAAGUAUACACCAGUCAGAGGAAGUGGGAGAGGAGGUUUACCCAAGAGGAGCAGAAUCAUGGAGUACUUCACUUGCUCAAGGCCAGAAAAUGCCAAGGAGUGA
Messenger RNA from Brachypodium distachyon (stiff brome), 729 nucleotides. RefSeq names its product transcriptional regulatory protein AlgP-like. The coding region runs from base 1 to 729 and encodes 242 amino acids. Lineage: Eukaryota; Viridiplantae; Streptophyta; Magnoliopsida; Poales; Poaceae. The transcript is spliced from 2 exons. The record is from RefSeq and is a predicted model, not a curated record.